CUCGUCCCGCCUACUCUCCGUUUCAUGCUCCGGCCGCGGCAACGCCCCCUUUUCCUCUCCGACACACCCACUCUCCCGCCCAACGCCAACGGCCUUCGCCGCCGCUUCCUGCGGAGCAUGCGCAGACCAUCGUGUGGGCCCGUCCCGGCCCCUCCCCCCCUUUUCCAUUCCUUUCUCUCCCUCGCGUGUCAGAAAGGGAGCCGCGUAAGCUCUGCGACUUCGGCAGCAGACGAGAGAGCGAGCGAAGAGAGGGGCGAAGGGGAGCGGCUCCGGUGGGAGGCCCCGGAGGCCAGCCCUGCUUCGCCAGCCGACCAGAAAGAGCGGGCGGGGAGGAGGAGGCGAGGCGGCGGCGGCGGUUGUAACGGCCGAAACCGACGAGGCGCGCGGAGCGGGAGCUCGUCGUUCCGUCUUUGAAGGCGACAGGUAACCGCGGCGGCAAGAUGAGCAUCGAGAUCCCGCCGGGUCUGACGGAGCUGCUGCAAGGCUACACGGUGGAGGUGUUGAGGCACCGGCCGCCGGACCUCCUCGGCUUCGCCGCCGACUAUUUCUGCCGCCUGAGGGACACCCGAGACCAGCAGCUACUGGAGGGGGCAUUUAGGAAGUCAGGAUGUGGGGUGGAAGAAUUUACUGUGUUUGAGAUGAAGAGUUAUGUACCUAUCUUGCAUUUCUCUUCUUGGCAGUGGAAGAGCUAUACUAUAGCUGAUCCGUUCAGUGUUAGUUUAAUGCUCAGUAAAGCUCCUGUUAUCAACAGAUACAACAGAAGAGUAUCAGUCUGUGCAGAAGCAUUCAACCCAGAUGAAGAAGAGGAGGAUACUGAACCAAGGGUAGUUCAUCCCAAAACAGAUGAGCAAAGAUGCAGAUUGCAGGAAGCAUGUAAAGAUAUCCUCCUCUUCAAAAACCUUGAUCAGGAGCAGCUAUCUCAGGUUCUCGAUGCCAUGUUUGAAAGGAGAGUUCAACCUCAGGAACAUGUGAUUGACCAAGGAGAUGAUGGAGACAAUUUUUAUGUCAUUGAACGGGGAUUGUAUGAUAUUUUUGUAACACGAGAUGGCCAGACUCGCUGUGUUGGCCGCUAUGAUAACCAUGGCAGUUUUGGAGAACUGGCCUUGAUGUACAACACUCCUAGAGCUGCAACGAUUGUUGCCACGACAGAAGGAGCCCUUUGGGGACUGGAUCGAGUGACAUUCAGAAGAAUUAUUGUAAAAAAUAACGCAAAGAAAAGGAAAACAUACGAACUAUUUAUCGAGUCAGUUCCACUGCUUAAGUCACUGGAGCCAUCAGAACGAAUGAAAAUUGUUGAUGUAAUAGGGGAAAAGACAUUUCAAGAUGGGGACCGUAUCAUUUGUCAGGGUGAUAAGGCAGACAGUUUUUACAUUGUAGAGUCUGGUGAAGUAAAAAUCUUGAUUAAAAGCAAGACUAUCACAGGCAAGGAUGCAAAUCAGGAGGUGGAGAUUGCUCGGUGUCAAAAAGGACAGUAUUUUGGAGAACUUGCACUUGUUACCAACAAGCCCAGAGCAGCCUCUGCCUAUGCAGUUGGUGAAGUCAAAUGUUUAGUUAUGGAUGUGCAAGCAUUUGAGCGAUUGCUUGGCCCCUGCAUGGACAUUAUGAAGAGGAAUAUAACACAUUAUGAGGAGCAGCUGGUGGCACUGUUUGGUUCAAGCAUGGACCUGACAAAUCCAGGCAAUUAGGCACUGAGUACCUUAGUGCCUUCUUGGUUCAAGACACAGAAAAGUCUCCUAAUAGCAGCAACGCAGCACCACACAAAUGAAAAAAGGACACUACGGGACAGUGGCUGUUGGUGUCUUCUUGGGCAUUUUUUUAGAAACCUACAUGUCUCAGCACAGCUGGAUGGGUCAAGGCUUGCUCCAGGCCUCUGCUUUGCUGCUGAAAUGUCAUUAUUAGACCUAGCUUACGGCUGAGUCUCUUAAACCUCCUUUCACAUUUCUUGGUUCAGAAUGGCAUGUCUCUCCAACAAUUCAAGUGCCUGAUAUGAAAGAUGUGGAGCCCUCAAUGAUGUGUUGUUCUUGUUUUAAAAAGAAAGGGUGAACUUUGUAAUCAGUGAUUUGAGAUAGGAGGUGGCUUUUCCUUCACUCAGGGACAGCCACCUCCUUAACAGUAUCUUUGUUUUGACAUUUUUUUUCCAUGACAGAGGAUCAAAAUCGCUUUUGAUAAUAAUGAUGAUGAUGAUUUACCUGGGCUUGAAGAAGUCAAUGAUGUCAAAGGGGGUGGCAAGGCAUUGAAGCUAGUGAAUUUGCUAGUUCUAGAUUUUCCCUGCCAUCUGCUGGAUGUGGCAAUUACUGCAACUCUAAAAGUUAAGGCUUUGGUUGAUAAUGAAUAGAGUAUUGAAGCAAAAUACCCAGUUAUCAGUACAUGUAACUGCAAGCAGAAUGGAUUUUUUUAUAUUUCUAAGACUACAGUGGUUUUGAAUAGGCCAUGAGAUUCAGUGGCCACAAGUAUUGCAGCCAUAUUGUCCUUUUUCUGUUUCUUAAAUUGGACUAAUUUAUAGUCUGAUAGGAAAUAGGAGAGCAUAACCCAAAUUCCUGUUAAUGGGAAUUCUUUAUACUCCUAGAUUUCGCAUGACAUUGCCCUUGGCAGAACCAGUUUUAAUGCUUUUUUAAAAAAAAAAUUAAGGAGUGUUUUUUUGGUAACUGAAAGAAUAUUUGUGUACUAAAGGGGGCUCCCUUCAACUGCAGUACAGUAUUUUACAACAGCCUAUAUAGCUAAUUAGGUAUAACUAAUUUUCCAAUUGCCAAAUCUUUUUGCUAAAUCCUUUUCGAAAAUAAUUAGCAUUUUACUUCAAAAUGAAUGAUUUUUUAAAAAAUGCAAAAAGAAAAAUCUCAUUUACAUUCUUGGCAGUUGAAAUGUGGCUUGGAGGGAUCACUUUGGAGCAUAGAUUCAGUUAAUUAUAUUCCCCCAAAAUGCCUAAGUCAGUGGCUUUUUAAAAGGAUAGCUUCUUAGAGGAGUAUUUAGCCAAAUGACAUCUGGACUGAAUUUUUAUCCAAAAUUAUAUUAUCAAAGUAUUAUCUCUGCAAGAAUUAAACUGUGAUAAUUCAUUUUUUCAUAGCAUUAGAAAGAAAUUUCUUAAAGGAAAAGGUACUGAAUGCAUAAGUAGUAAUAUCAGUUGUCUGUUUCAUUAUCAGUAUUUCUAAGCAUGUUAUAAGCAUGUCUAGAUUGGAGAUAGUUUUUCACUAAUAGUGGAUUGUCAUCUGGUGGAGUAAGCAAACAUUUACUCAUUGUGGUUCUGCCAGGUAAACUUUAAAUGUGUCUACCCUUUCUGAAUUCAUCCUUCUUGGCAGUGCCAGAAAUCCAGUUCACAAGUUAGUUUCUAGCCAUUAGCCAUUUUCUUACAAAUUUCUACAUUAUUUGUUUUAAUACAGUCUUGAAUCAUGGGAUGAUAUUGUGCUGGGCAAAAGGACUUAGUUUGUUUUUUUUGUUAUGAAAGUCACAGAAAAGGCAUUCAGAUUCUAGUGGUUUUAUCCUCUGUUUUCCCCAGCAUCUCAACUUCAGCUAAUAGGAAACAGGUGUGCUGCUGCCCUGAAAGUCCAGAAGAAACUAACACUUAAAUGUUAAUCUAAAUGUUUUGCACCAAAGAUAUUGUUCUUAAUGGUACAAAUAUCAAUUUGUGUAAACUUCUUCUAGGUUCUAGACAGAAAGAUGGAAGUUGAUGGGAAAACCUAUCUGUGCAGCCUUUAUUAAUUAUACAGCUGUGCAUUAAAGCCAUUCUUGAGGGUUUUUAAAAGACUUGGUCAGAUUCCAGUUGCACCAAACAAAUCAACUCUAGAUCAUACUUUCCAGCCAGUAGAGAUGUUCACUUCAUAUAUGUAUCACUUGCAGAGCACUUGGGUCUCUGGAGCAUUUGUGCCUGUCCAUUCAAUCCAGUUGAAUUUAAUACUGCUAUAAUAGUGCUUACAAGUUAAACCAUAUUCCAUAUCUGCACUUGUUGACAUUUAGUUUGGGUCUUGGAAACAAUACUCCAUUGAAAGACCCUUAUCUAUGAUGUGUUUGAAACCAUGUGCAGAACUGGAAGUGGAGAUGUGAAAUGGGUAGAGCAGUAUUAGUUGCCAUUGAUUUUUACAUUGUCUGUUGAACAAGUUCUAAAUAUUCUAUUUUUCUCCCCCCUUUCAAGCAGGCAUUUGAAGGGCUGAAUUUGACAACCCCAAACUGGCCAUAAAUGUCAGUCUGUACAAAGUCUUUAUAUGAUCCUGUGUUUCUGAAUUAUGAACUAGUUUUAUGAAUUACUUUAUCAUGGGCACAAUUCACUGGCAUUCAUGUGACAGACUAUGAAAAUUCUAUUUACACAUUGAAUCAGGACAGUUAGAUUUUUCCAGUUAGAUUUAAACAGCAGUCCAGUUUGUGGUCAUCUGGAUUACUCCUUUGCACAAAUGAAGUCAAUGUUGCUUUAAAAAAAAGCAAUUUGAGCAUUAUCAGAGUGAAAAUAAUUGGAAUAUUGCAUUACUAAAUUAUUUGCUAUGUAGUGUAUAGAAUGGAAGCUGUGUGGUGCAGCCAUGCAGAUACCUUGACUCCUAGCAAUGUUGACUAAGACUAGUUGAGCACAGUCUUUGGAUUCAUUAAUUUAUGAUUUAUUUGAACACCUCUUAAGAAUUUUCUUUCUACUUUUGCUGGCAUGGUGUUUGUUUUUUUGGGGGGGGGAAUCUGCUAUCUUAUAAAUGAUCAAUGGAAAAAAUCUACUUUUAAUAGGAGAACUCAGCAGCAAAGUGGUCAUCAGGAGUGGUGUUUCUGAGAUUGUCUUUUCAAAAUAAUACAGUAUGCCAUUUUUGAGAUUCCUGGAAAGAGCAACUAAGUAUCCUGGUUAUUACGAUAUUGUUGUUAAUGGAUAGCACAAUUUUUCACGAAACCUAUUAAACUAAAUUCUAUGAAAAAACAUCAGCUGGAAGGUACAGUUUUACAGAGGGAAAAAGGGUAGCUCAUUUGUUUUUCCUCCGUCCUUUUUAGUUCUUGACAUGUAACUGUAAACUAGGUUUGCCAAAAAUAUAACUUGUUUUGGUUUCCCCAAACCACCACUCCACUUACCUUCUUUUUGUGACUUCUGCUGGUAAGGUGUGUUUCACUGGCUCCAAUCAUAUAUUUCAGUUGAAGAGACUUUGGUGUGGUUUCUCUCUGUACAGGCUAUAGAGCCAUGCUGGACCUUGAUCACCAGGGAAAAGGAAGUGGUCCCUUAUCUCUAAGGAGCAUGACAUAGAUUUGAUGAGCCUAGCUGAAGCAUAAAUCAAGUGCUAUGAAUGCCUUCCUCAGUCACAAGGGUAAUUUUAAUGUUGCAUAAAUAUGCUAGCUACCUCAAGGCUCUAAGUGCUUUAAAUGUGUCUUGCCUGUGAGAAUUCCACAAAUUUGUCCUGAUAAGUUGGUCCGUUGCAUUACAUAUGUGGAAUGUUCUCUCUUUUUUUACUUUGUGGAGAAGGACAUAUUUUAACUCAUUUUACAGCUAGUACUCCCCCCCUCCCCAGAAAAAGUGUGGACAUAUUUGUAAAGGGGUCAUUUCUUGUGAUAUAGCAUUGCCCAGGGUAAAGGGGAAAGAACACCUGCCAUAAAAUAUGCUGGUCUCAGUCUGAUCUGGGGUUUGACUUUGUUUCCAACUAAUAAAAGCUGACAUGCCUUGUCCAGCCUUUCUGAUUACA
Pogona vitticeps (central bearded dragon) is the source of this 5630-nucleotide messenger RNA. The record is from RefSeq and is a predicted model, not a curated record. Lineage: Eukaryota; Metazoa; Chordata; Lepidosauria; Squamata; Agamidae.